CUCCCCUUUCAGCUUAGCCACUAAUUAACUACUCCUGUAUUCUAGCUAGAGAUUGUUAAGGCUUUCAGACAUGGCCAAUAUUGCAUCUGCUCUCCUAAUUCUUGUGCUUGCCGCUCCAGCAGCUUAUGCUGCUACAACGUACACUGUUGGUGACUCGUCCGGCUGGACCACGUUCGGAGAUUACACCACUUGGGUUAGUGGUAAAACAUUCACUGUUGGUGACUCUCUUCUGUUCAAAUAUAGCUCCACACACACUGUGGCUGAAGUAUCGAAAGACGACUACGAUAGUUGCAGCACAAGUAAUCUCGGGAAAACCUAUACUGAUGGAAGCUCAACAGUACCCUUGUCCACGGCUGGUCCAAUGUACUUCAUUUGCUCCACAUCUGGUCACUGUUCCGGCGGCAUGAAGCUAGCAAUCACCGUUGUCGCAGCCAGUGGCACCCCAAGUACCCCCACCACACCUGCCCCUCCAGUCGACGAUGGUUCAACCACUCCAUCAACUACAUCUGGCUCGCCACCUACAGCCCCAUCAACCCCCGUCACACCACCACCACCAUCGAAGGCUGAUAAUGGAGCCACCAGCAUUUUAUAUAACAUGAUGCUUGGUGUCUUUCUUGUAUUCGGAACAACUGUUGCAUUGAUGGGCCAGUGAAGAGGCAGUGCCAUAUUAUCGUUGUUAAUGUCCUUGUUAUCAUUGGGUUGAAGGUGGUUUUUUUCAAUUUUUAUUGGAUGAGGGAUGUGAAAUUUAUGUUUAUUUAUAUAUAAUGUUCUUGAAUAAUUAAUUUUUAUUUAUAAGCUCCA
Populus nigra (black poplar) is the source of this 801-nucleotide messenger RNA. RefSeq names its product uclacyanin-3-like. The record is from RefSeq and is a predicted model, not a curated record. Lineage: Eukaryota; Viridiplantae; Streptophyta; Magnoliopsida; Malpighiales; Salicaceae. The transcript is spliced from 2 exons. Gene Ontology annotation, cellular component: plasma membrane. Gene Ontology annotation, molecular function: electron transfer activity. Bases 71 to 652 code for a protein of 193 amino acids.